Brassica napus (rape) is the source of this 4871-nucleotide messenger RNA. Its product is annotated as protein MODIFIER OF SNC1 1-like. NCBI's taxonomy places the organism in Eukaryota, Viridiplantae, Streptophyta, Magnoliopsida, Brassicales, Brassicaceae. The transcript is spliced from 10 exons. The coding region runs from base 467 to 4585 and encodes 1372 amino acids. Gene Ontology annotation, biological process: epigenetic regulation of gene expression. The record is from RefSeq and is a predicted model, not a curated record.
AAUAAAAAUAAAAAUAAAAAUAAAAUAAAAAAAUCUGGAGGAAACCGUGCAGCCCAGAACUUCGACGCAUUCUCGUCUUUGAACCAAUCCGAGCUCUCAUCCCAUCACUUGAAUUCGUUUCACGACAGAUCCUUUAGGUUUCCUCCUUCAUCUUCCUUGUUCGAUUCCAUCCAUCACCCACUAGAACAUCCGAUCUGCUCCCCUCCCCACCUCCCUCCUGUUCGAUUCUCACCAUCCAUAUCUAGGGUUUCCGAGGAGCUCCCUCAAAGGAUUUCCCUUUGGUCAGUUAUUUCUCUUCAUCGCCCCCGCGAGCUAGCAAUCUCGUGCCGUAUUGAAUGCGACGAGUGACGGGUUUAUAGAAUUAUUAUCAUCAUCUGACUAAAAGUUGGGUCCUUUCGUUGAUUGAUUGAUUGAUUACUGGGAACACGUUUCAUAAGGGGUGGUUGGAUCCUGUAGCUUCUUAGUUAUGACCUCUAGCACGACAGGGGAUCGGAGAUGGGGAACUACAAGAAGAAGUGGCAUGACUAUAUUGGGAAAGGUUGCUGUUCCAAAACCGAUUAACUUACCAAGCCAAAGGUUAGAAAAUCAAGGCCUUGACCCAAAUGUGGAAAUCGUUCCAAAGGGAACCCUUAGCUGGGGCAGUAAAUCGUCUCUGAAUGCGUGGGGGACAUCCUCGUUGUCACCACGAACUGAAAGUGGUCCUGGUUCACCAAGCCACCUCAGCACUCGCCCUUCUACUGGUGGAAGUGUUACUCGUCCUUCCACCGCUGAUAGUGACAAAGCGCAUGAUUCUUCUUCUACUUGGGAUUCGAAGUCCCGGCCUUCAUCAGCAUCCGGGGUUCUCCCAGCUAAUCAGGCAUCAGUUGCACUACAACGUCCACAUAGUGCAGACACAAGACCUGGAAGCUCGCACUUAUCCCGAUUUGCUGAACCCGUGUCAGAGACUUCUGCUACAUGGGGUCAACAUGCUCCAACGAAAAAGGAUGGGUUUUUUUUGACGUCUGGAGAUUUUCCUUCCCUUGGUGCUGAAAAAGAAAGUUCUGAGAAGAGCUCUGUGCCACAAGAUGCCGCUCGACCUGCAUCAUCGUCGGGAAGAUCUGUGGAAGAGCGAGAAGCUAAUGUACGGAUUGGAGAUGACAAUACCUGGAGAAGAGAUGAUCAACCAUACAGUGAAGAUGCACCUAGACAUUGUAGAGAGGCAGGGCAAUUGGACUCCCGUUGUCCACAAUCGUAUCCUAAUGCUAAUUUUCCUCACCAGUAUGAUGGUUGGCGUGGUCUUCCGGUAAAUAAUCAUCAAGGUGGUGGCUGGUACAGAGGGAACCAUCCAUAUGGUGCCCCAAUGGGUCCUGGGGGUUUUCCUAUAGAUCCUUUUCCAUUUUAUCCUCCGCAAGUUCAGCCUACUCCUGGCCAUGAGGCUCGUCCUAGGGGUAAUCACCCUGCUAAUGGAAACAUGUUCAGGCCUCCAAUACUUGACUCUUAUGUCCACCCAAGGAUGCAGACUAGGCCUGGGUUUUAUCUUGGUCCAGUGCCACAUGAAAGCUACUAUGGUCCUCCCAUGGGGUACGGAAGUCCCAGCAACAGAGACCUGCCUUUUGCAGGUAGGCCUGCGGGUCCUCAUGCUUAUAGCCAGCACUCUGGUCAAGGUGGGUAUGAUACGUCUGGAAGCUCAGUGGGUUUGGAACAGAAUGAGCCAUCACAUCCUCAAGAAAGACAAAGACAAUACAAGGUUCUCUUAAGGGCCCAAGAUGGUAGGAAUGGGGAAGAUGAAACAAAGCGGGAAGGAAUUCUAGGAAAUAGGCUCCCGAAUGCAGAGGUUGUAGCUCAUCAGAUGCAAAAUUCCAAAAACAACAGGAGAGGAAACAACAUUGAGGCAAGUGACGAGGUACAACCAAUUAGGGCAGAAAAUGCUGCCCCUGAAGAUCCCAGUUUGAUUCAGAAAAUAGAUGGCUUAAACACAAAAACUAGAAGUGGUGAUGGUUGGCAAAAUGCUUCAUCUGUCGUCAAUAGAGAUCAGCAGGAAAACAAAACACGUACAGUCAAUUCUGGGAACUCUGUGGAUAAAGUUUCAGGAAGAAUGCCUCGAACUGGUCAUGCAAGUGAUGGUACGAACUCGUUACACUAUAAACAUGGUGAUCUUGCCACCAACAAAAACUCUGAGCUGACAGCUAUUAGUGGAACUUCUAUAUCCAGGAGAUCUACUCAACAGACUCAAGGCAGAGCAGAUCAUCAGUCUCAACAAAGAGUGAAGAAUGAAGGCAAUGAUGGUUGGCGGAAGACAAAUGUUAUGUCAGGCUCCUCCCCUGCAACUUUAGCUUCAAACUCAGAAAGCUUUGCUGAGGUAAGUGUAGGUGACUCUUUGGAUACUGGUUCCGUUGGGAAGCCUGUGCCUGGAAUAUCUGUAGACCCAAACGACAACCAGCGUACUACGAUGAGAGAGUUAGCCAGGCAGCGUGCUCAAGAGAGGCAGAAAGAGGAGGAAGAAAGAGCCAGAGAUCAGCGGGCUAAGGCUCUCGCAAAACUGGAAGAGUUGAAUAGACGAUCCCAAGCAGCUGAGGGGGGUUCAGCCAAGAACUUGGAAGCUGAAUCUAAUGCUUCCAUCGCGAAUAUACCAGAAGUUCCUCGGUCUCUUUCACCUGCACGUAUGGUUGCAAAGUCUACAGAAUCUACUGAAGAAUCAGGAAAACCCUCAAUGCAAAACGCGAUGACUUCAACAGAAGAUGCACAUUAUGUGGACCCUAAUCACCAGGAUAAUCUUCCACGUCACCGUGAUGGCGCUGCUUCAAAGCAGAAGCGCUUGGGUUAUAAGCAGAAGCAACAUAUCGUAUUUGAGAAAAAAACGGCAGGAAACUCUUUCUCUGAAGCUACUACAGAGGUGUCCGACGUUGUUCCAUUUCCUGAGGUGUCAAACCAAGGUGUAAUAAGUCAUAACUCAGACACGCUAGCUACGCCGAGCGUUUCAACUGAGCCAGCUUUCACGAAAAGAAAAAAUAACAGGAACGGUAAGAAAAAGCACAAGGUUGAGGAGGCAAAAUUAAUGAACACGACAAGAGCUGCCGUUGGAAAAGAAACGAAAUCAGGAGAUGAGUCAAUUGAGAUUGGUAGGGUCAGGGCACCAGAAAUAAAGUUCGGGUCUUUGUCAGACCCAAGCUUGGAUAUCAAAGGGUCUGGUAAUUCGUCUGACCAAAUCAGUUCCUCCACGAAUGAAGAGUCCCAAAGCAGAGCAAAAAACAACUCGAAAACUCAACAUUUGCGCAAGACUCCAAGAAACACGCUGGUAAACAAGCCUGCAGAUAAAUUUCCUGGUAACAGUACUGUUAUCUGGGCUCCGGUACAUCCACAGCAGAAAGCUGAUGGCUCCGGAGGUGUAGGGAGUCCCGUUCCUGAGUUUAGCACCUCUUCGAAGAGUCUGCAUCAAGGGCAGACUAGUUCAAGAAGCAAAAGAGUGGAGCUGGAGAGAUAUGUAGCUAAGCCCAUAGUAAAAGAAACAGCUGAGCAAAUGGUCAGUAAAAAUCCAGUAACCGCUGCCCCAGAAAUGGCAGAGAAUGUUUUGCAGAAAGAAAAUUGUGGAGGUGGAGAAGGUAAAGGAAUUCUCCAACCCCCUGGGUCUCCUUUAAAAUCAAGACAUGGGAAUGGUAGGCAGGGCAAGCAUGGUAGAGGUUCUGCAGCAUCUACUAAAGCUUUGGAGGAUGGACAAUUAGGAACGUCAAACCAGCCAAUCCGAGGAACAGUGAACUAUCACACAAGUAAUCAAACUGGACAAAUUGCGGUAGACUCUUCUAAGGAUCGAACCGCAUCCAGUACAGGUGGAUGGAUCGAUGGCUGGUAUAUGACUCCUGAAACGCAGCACUCUGCUGCUACUGCUGAAGAAAUGGAAGCAAGUGCUCCUCGAACCAUCGCUGUUGGAAAAGAUCAGGGAAUGAGCAUUCAAGGUAAGCAGCAUGCUUCCAGAAGUAACUAUGGCGACUAUAAAAAAGCGAAUACGAGAGAUUCCAGCAAAGCUCAUAUGCAGCAGUCUGGCCAUGGGUUAGGUCAACAAGAUUUGCAUGUUGCUUCGAAUGAAAUUCGUGGUCAGUCUGGUGGUUGUCAAUAUUCGAGGGACAGAACUUACGCAUCUCAGAAGAGGGAUGUUGCUGGAUACGAGCAGCAGGGGUUUACUCCAGAACAGAAAAUGAUCUCAGCUGAUACACCAGAACAUUCUCAAAACCGAUCUGCCAGUCAGGAGGUCGGGGGUGGGCAUAAUCCGAAUAGUACGUUCCAAAAGAACGCAGGGCAGAAUCGACGGUUUGGAAGAGGGCAGGAGUCACACGGAGGUUGGGGUUCUUCGUCGAUGCAAGAGAACAUGCACCAUCACCAUCAGAGGCCACUUUCAAACAGAGAUAGACAGAAGCCAAAUCUGCAUUACGAGUACAAGCCUGUUGGGUCACAUGCUUAUGACGGAGAACAAUUGAAAGACAGUUCAGAAGGUCCAAGAUACAGGGAGAAGGGACAGGGAAACCAGCGGCAUGGUGGACAAAAGUCGUACCAACAGCAAAGGGGUAGUGCUGGGAGAAACACCGGUCAUGGAUUAUCAGAUGAGAGAAACUAAGACUGUCCUGUUUGUGAUUAGAUAGUUGAGCUGUGUUGGUGAGGCUUUGUCAAAGGAGUAGCAUCCGAUGAGAACGUAUUUGGCAACAAAGUCUUUGCUCUGGAGGGGUUUUUUUUUUUAUGUAUUUCAGUGAAUUAUUUGAAUAUGCAUGCAACUUUAGCAUUUUGUAUUACAUUUGGUGGCAGGUUGGACUUUACCUGUUCUGUUAAGCCUUUGCCCGUUACUUGUUUUUUCUUUGUUUUCAGAGUGUGGGAAUCAUCUUAUCUAACAUGAACUUUUACUUUUA